AUGGAGGGCGGCCUGGGCUCCCCCAAUGCCAGCGUGCUGGGGGAGCACUCCCUGCUCGCGGGCAGCAGCUGGCUGGCCGCCUUCCUCUGCUUCAUCAUCCUGCUGACCACGGCGGGCAACUUCCUCCUCAUCCUCCUCAUCGUCACGCAGCGCUCCCUCCGCAACACCUCCAACUACUUCCUGGUGUCCCUCUUCAUGUCGGACCUGAUGGUGGGGCUGGUGGUGAUGCCCCCGGCCAUGCUCAACCAGCUCUACGGCCGCUGGGUGCUGCGGGGCGACCUCUGCUCCCUCUGGGCCUCCUUCGACGUCAUGUGCUGCAGCGCCUCCAUCCUCAACCUCUGCGUCAUCAGCCUGGACCGCUACCUGCUCAUCACGUCCCCGCUCAGGUACAAGCUGCGCAUGACGUCCUGCAGGGCCCUGGCGCUCAUCCUGGCCGCCUGGACCUUGGCCGCGCUGGCCUCCUUCCUGCCCAUCAAGAUGGGCUGGCACCAGCUGGAGUCGGAGGUUCGGGCCCUGAACGUCACCGGCCGGGGGGACGAGGAGCAGUGCCGGCUGCUGGUCAGCCUGCCCUACGCCCUGGUGGCCUCCUGCCUCACCUUCUUCCUGCCCUCGGCCGCCAUCUCCUUCACCUACUGCCGCAUCCUGCUGGCGGCGCGCAAGCAGGCCGUGCAGGUGGCGUCCCUCGCCUCCAACGUGGCCACCACCGACGAGGCCGCGCCACAGGUCCCACGCGCCCCGAGCCAGCUCCUGGCCGGCAAUGAGAGCAGGAGGUUCACCAACAAGCACAGCAAGAAGGCUCUGAAGGCCAGCCUGACCCUGGGCAUCCUCCUGGGCAUGUUCUUCGUGGCCUGGCUGCCCUUCUUCGUCACCAAUGUGGCACAGGCAGUCUGUGGCUGCGUCCCGGCCGGAUUCUUCGACGUGCUCACCUGGCUGGGCUACUGCAACAGCACCAUGAACCCCAUCAUCUACCCGCUCUUCAUGAGGGACUUCAAGAGAGCCAUGGGCAAAUUCCUGCCCUGCUGCCGGCGCCCGGCGGAGCCGCGGCCCAGCGCCAUCUCCAUGUCCAUGAGGAAUUCCCACAGCGGGCCCCGAGCUGCCGCAUCCCUCAAGAACGUCCUCACCCUGCAGGCCGAGACCGACUCCGCCGACUCCGGGGCACCGGGGAGCGAGCGCAGGCUGCUGCCAGCGCGGCCGGGCGCCGGCGCCCGCUCCUCCGGCCUUUGGGAUGCCGAGCCGCCGGACACAGAGCUCGGCACGGCCGUGGCCUGA
Messenger RNA from Hirundo rustica (Barn swallow), 1269 nucleotides. It is a transcript of the gene HTR6, whose product is annotated as 5-hydroxytryptamine receptor 6. Gene Ontology annotation, biological process: G protein-coupled receptor signaling pathway, coupled to cyclic nucleotide second messenger; chemical synaptic transmission. The transcript is spliced from 3 exons. Gene Ontology annotation, molecular function: neurotransmitter receptor activity; G protein-coupled serotonin receptor activity. NCBI's taxonomy places the organism in Eukaryota, Metazoa, Chordata, Aves, Passeriformes, Hirundinidae. The coding region runs from base 1 to 1269 and encodes 422 amino acids. The record is from RefSeq and is a predicted model, not a curated record. Gene Ontology annotation, cellular component: dendrite; membrane.